This is a messenger RNA of Acytostelium subglobosum LB1, 237 nucleotides long. RefSeq lists its product as hypothetical. The record is from RefSeq and is a predicted model, not a curated record. Bases 1 to 237 code for a protein of 78 amino acids. The transcript has 2 exons. NCBI's taxonomy places the organism in Eukaryota, Evosea, Eumycetozoa, Acytosteliales, Acytosteliaceae.
AUGACUCUCAUCAGAUCUCUUACUCAAAUGGGCUCCUUCAACGCCUCAUCAAUGACCAAUGCUUCAGUCAACGGAAUUAGUUCCAGUGCCUCGGGACAAGGAUCCAACUCAACUUCAGGCCUUCUUGGAGGUAGUGCACCAAGCACCACAGGAGGAGCAACCACUGGUACAUCAGCCGGACUUGUCAGUGGUCUUCUCUAUACCCUGGGUGAUGUAGUCAAGGCACUCGGACUGUAA